Colletotrichum phormii is the source of this 1098-nucleotide messenger RNA. Its product is annotated as nucleoporin complex subunit 54-domain-containing protein. Gene Ontology annotation, molecular function: structural constituent of nuclear pore. Gene Ontology annotation, biological process: nuclear pore organization; protein localization to nuclear inner membrane; NLS-bearing protein import into nucleus. Gene Ontology annotation, cellular component: nuclear pore central transport channel; nuclear pore. The transcript is spliced from 3 exons. The record is from RefSeq and is a predicted model, not a curated record. Bases 1 to 1098 code for a protein of 365 amino acids. NCBI's taxonomy places the organism in Eukaryota, Fungi, Ascomycota, Sordariomycetes, Glomerellales, Glomerellaceae.
AUGAGUUUGUUCGGCGCACCAAAGCCCGCUGGGCAGACAGGAGGUCUCUUCGGAAACGGUUGGGGCGGCAGCACAAUAGGUUCGUCAGCACAACAGACGCAACAGCAGGGAGGUCAACAGCAACCCGGCGUGAGCCUAUUUGGAGGACAGAACCAGACCCAGGGAAGCGCAUUUGGCAACUCCAUGGCCCAGCCUCAACAGCAGCAGCAGCAGCAGCAGCAGCAGCAGCAACAACAACAACAGCAACAGCAACAACAGCAGCAACAGCAGCAACAACAGAUGCCGAGCCUGUCGCAGUCGCAAGCACAGCUCUCGAGCUCACUCUGGCAACCCGGAAGGGAAACACCUCAGAGCCAAAAGCCGAUUCCCGAACAAAUGUCCCUCAUCUUCGAGAAGUGGAACCCCACGAACCCCAACUGCGCCUUCAAGCACUACUUUUACAACAAAGUCGACGAAGCCUCCGUCCCCUUUUACAAGCCCGGCCCGCACGAAGACCCUAGAGACUGGGAGGAGGCGCUGCAGAAGAAGCCCGCGCCGGGCUACAUUCCGGUCCUCUGCACAGGCUUCUCCGGUGUCGCGGCCCGCCUCCAGACGCAGAAGAAGGUCGUAGGGGAGCUUAACGUGCGCCUCCACCAGAUCAACGCCAGUCUUGACGCCAUCCUCUCGCGGCACGACCUCGAGACGAGUGUGCGUGCCCUUGCGGCCCGUCGCCGUCACGUCGUCCUUCGCGAGCGGUGUCUCGCGCUCGCUGCCCGCGUGCAAGUGCUGCGUAACCGUGGAUACGCUCUUAGCGGCGACGAGGAUGAUUUGCGCCUCAAGCUGGCGGAGCUCGAGCGCAACGUGCAGGAUCCUGCUCUGGCGGCGAGAGAGGAGGAGCUCUGGAGCCGAUUGAUCGUGCUCAGGGAUUAUGCGGAUCAGUUGAUGAAGGAGACGAAUAAGCCUGCUUUUGCGAGUGGCGAGGGAUUGAGCGAGGAGACUGAGCACAAGACGAAGAAGGUCCUGGAAGACUACGAGAAGCAGAUUCAGCACCUCAAGAAGGAAGUCGAGUCCAUUACAAAAGACUUUGCGGACUGGGAGAAGGAGCGGAACCCGAGCUAG